Rhinocladiella mackenziei CBS 650.93 is the source of this 1287-nucleotide messenger RNA. RefSeq lists its product as uncharacterized. Gene Ontology annotation, molecular function: 1,3-beta-glucanosyltransferase activity. NCBI's taxonomy places the organism in Eukaryota, Fungi, Ascomycota, Eurotiomycetes, Chaetothyriales, Herpotrichiellaceae. The record is from RefSeq and is a predicted model, not a curated record. Gene Ontology annotation, biological process: fungal-type cell wall (1->3)-beta-D-glucan biosynthetic process. Gene Ontology annotation, cellular component: cytoplasm; fungal-type cell wall. The transcript is spliced from 6 exons. Bases 1 to 1287 code for a protein of 428 amino acids.
AUGGGUCUUCUGCCUGCAGUUGUACUGGUAGCUUUCGCUGCCCUCUGCGCCACGGUCGACGCCAUUCCUACCAUUUCUGCAGUCGGUAUUGCCUACCAAUUGACUGAAGACGACCCUCUUGUGAAUACCACACAAUGUCAACUGGAUGCUGCUCUCAUGCAGCAGUUGGGUGCCAAUGCAAUCCGAGUCUAUCAUGUGGAUGCCUCGGCGGAUCAUCGGGGCUGCAUGAAUGCAUUCGCUGCUGCCGGGAUCUAUGUCUUCGUGGACAUGGACAGUUUCAAGACAUACAUUCGAUACGGAACCGAAUCCUCGUGGACCGCCCACAAAUCUGCGUCGUAUCGCGCCGUCAUGGACAAUUUCCAACAGUACGACAACACCGCUGGGUUGUUUGUGGGCAACGAGGUUCUCAAUGUUUUGGCCGAUGCCCAAGCUGCCCCUUUCCUUCUCUCCGCUGCGGUCGAUCUGAAGACAUAUCGAGAUACCAAAGGAUACCGCAAGAUUCCCGUUGGCUAUUCGGCGACGGACACGGCUGUCCUGCGACCGAUGCUGCAGAAUUACCUGGUGUGCCGUCCUAACGUGACUGAGCGCCUCGAUUUCUACGCCUUGAACAGCUACGAGUGGUGCGGGUCCACCCCCACUUACCGGUCCUCAGGAUAUGUCGGUCUUCAAGCAGAUGCGGAAAAUUACCCGGUGCCGAUUUUCUUCUCGGAAGAUGGCUGCAAUACAGUUCCGCCACGAACAUUCAAUGACCAAGCGGCGAUCUUUGGUCCUGACAUGGUCGACACGUGGUCGGGGGCAAUGAUUUAUGAAUGGAUCCAGGAAAUGAACCAAUAUGGACUCGUCUCUUAUGGGCCGCCGCUGGGGAGUGAUGUGAACCAAGGAUCAAGUAUCAUUCAGGGGUUCACCCGUCAAGGGACUCCGACACCUGUGCAACCAGAUUUUAGCAACCUUUCAGAGCAGUGGAAGACCCUGAAUCCCACCGGAGUCCAGUCGGCCGAAUACGCGGCGACAUAUACGACUUCUCCGCCGGCUUGCCCGACUUCCACCCCGGGAGGAUGGACGGUGAAUCCCGGCGCCCCUCUGCCCACGAUGGGAACAGGGGACGUCUCAGCAGUCACCCCAUCCUCGGGUAGUGAAAGUACUACCUCAGGCGCCGCCAGUUCUUCCACUGCCCAAGGUGCAGCAGGCAGAAUUGCUUCCGGAUCUCCCUUGUUGGAUGACGCUGGAAUCGUGGCCACGGUGGUUGCAUUGAUCUCCGUUGGCGCCGGAGUGACUUUUUGGUUGUGA